Closterium sp. NIES-65 is the source of this 2727-nucleotide messenger RNA. NCBI's taxonomy places the organism in Eukaryota, Viridiplantae, Streptophyta, Zygnematophyceae, Desmidiales, Closteriaceae. The record is from the annotation of a GenBank genome assembly.
AUGGACCCUCGCGCGCUUGCACUCGCACCCUCCGCCCUUUUCCCCGCGCCAGUCCUUUCUUCCGCCUGCGCUGCGCGCGUCUCUCCCGCCAAUGGUGCCACACGCAGUCGCACAUCCGCCGUUGCCCCUAUCCGCGCGUCAGCGCAGGCGGAAAACCAACCUUCCGCCCACCCCUCCACUUCCGCCACUCCCGCUUCCGCCGCUUCCCCCGAAGCCCUCCCCAGACGCUCCGCGCUCGCGGGCGGACUCCUCGCCUUGGCUUCCGCCACCCUCUCCCCGUACCUCCCACUACCCGCCGUCCCCCCCGUCGCGCACGCCGCCGCGGACGCCGCCGCAACGGUGGAAGCCGCGGGCGGAAGCGACCUGCUAAAAGGGCUCCGAUCCGCGUUCGAUUCGGACGAGCUCACGGCGAGCGGGCGGCGGCUUCCGAAGGCGUACGUGCGGAGCGUGACGGCGCUCAUCAGCAGCCUGCGCGACGCGCUGGGCGCGGAGGAGGGCGACCGGGGGGAGUUCCGGCGCAAGGCGGACGUGGCUAAGGGCGCGAUCCGCGCGUACCUGGGGGAGUGGCGGGGGAAAGCGCCGGAGAACACUGAGAUCAUCACCUCCUCUCUCGACUCUGUGCUCAGAACGCUCUCCCGCUUCUACAUGCGCAGCGGAGUCAAUGCAAAGCUCCCUGCUGACGUCAGAGACGGGAUCCUUGCUGAACUGGCACUUGCAGAGGCUGCGUUCAGCCUCCUCCCUGAGUCAGAGGAGGUCCACUUUACUCAGGUUCGCACCGCUGCUGCGUACCUCACUGCGAUUAAGGCCCGUUACUCUACUCCCGCUACUGUCUCUCUUGGCCGUCUUUUCCUCCCGUUCCUGUUUCCUGAUCUCGCCUCGUUUGAGCGCUCUGCUGACUUGAUCGCUCACCUCCGCUCGCUCGACGCUAGUUACCGCGCUGCUUGCACUGAGGCACAGCUUGCACUGCUUCCUCCCCCCAUGGCGAUUACUGUCUAUUUCAUCGCCACUAGCCUCCCUGACCGCCUAGCCUCCGUUCGUGACGCGCUUCUGCUGAAACACCCUAGUGAGCUGACUAUCGAGGUCCUUGAGUCUGCACUCAAGGACGUCGAGAGCAACCUUCGCUCGGUAGCUGCCGCCUCUGGUACUGUGUCCCCCCCACUCUUCCACGGGUGCACAGUCCCGCAGUUACCCACCUUCACUGCCUCUCUCGCCACUGCCGCUACUGACGCGACUGCGGCUGCUGUUACGACUGCGUCGCGGUCCCGCGGCAAGGUUGGCAAGAAAGGUAGUUCUGGUGGAGGUGGAGGUGGAGGUAGCGGAGGUAGUGGGGGUGCAGUUGCGACUGGCGGUGGUGGGAGUGCAGCGUCUGGAGAGACCCCUCGUGCAGCGGCUGGUGACUCCACUGCGCCUGCUGGUGGCGGCGACCCCCGAGCUCGUCAGUCGCCUCCUGUACUGCCGACCCUGCUAGUCACUGCACGUCACACUACCACUUUACCGUGUCCUGCUGCUCCCUCCGGGUCUCUCACUGGGUUUCACGUCCCCUCGUUCUCCCGGAACUUGGUGGGCGUGCGACCCCUCGUGAGUCAGCACGUGGGUGUGUGGUUUGAGCCUUCUGGAGAGACUGCGGUUCCUACGUCUGCUCCAGUCCCUGCGUCGUGCUCCUGCCGGUCGCUUGCCCACCCCACCGUUCUGUGGCACCACCGGAUGGGGCACCCGUCCCUUCCUCGUCUGCGCGCUAUGUCUAGUCAGCGUCUUGUCCUAGGCCUCCCACGUGUCUUGCCGUCGCUGCCGCCUUCGCUUGCGCCGCCGUGUGGUCCCUGCGUUGAGGGUCGGCUGCGCGCCGCCCCUCACUCCUCCUCCCUUCGUCCGGCCACCGAGCCUUUUGAGACGCUUCACUUGGACGUCUGGGGCCCCGCCCCUCGUCUAGGCCCUGAGCGUGAGCGCUACUUUCUGGUGGUCGUUGACGACUUCUCCCGCUACACCACAGUGUUCCCUCUGGCGAAGAAGUCUGAGGUGACUUCUACGCUGAUCAGGUGGUUGCUCACCACCGAGGACACUCGUGGUCGUUGUGUCAGCUGCCUCCACUCCGACCGUGGGGGUGAGUUUCGCUCCGGCAUUCUCGCUGGAUUCUGUCGCGAGCAGGGCAUUCGUCAGUCCUGGACGCUUCCAGAGUCCCCACAGCAGAAUGGGGUUGCUGAGCGCCGCAUAGGCCUGGUCAUGGAGAUCGCCCGCACCUCCCUGACUCACGCCUAUGCCCCCCAUUUUCUGUGGCCCUACGCGGUCAGGUACGCCGCGCACCAGCUGAACCUCUGGCCACGUGUCUCUCGACCAGAGGUUUCACCGACCAGUCUUUGGACAGGGUCCCCUGGUGUUGCGUCGCGGUUUCGUGUCUGGGGGUGCUUGGCCCUUGUCCGCGACACCUCCGCGGACAAGCUCUCGCCUCGUGCCGUCCCCUCUGUCUUCCUUGAUUUCCCUGAGGACUCCUCUGACUUCACCUUUUACCACCCUCCCUCUCACCGGUUCUUUGACUCCCGUGACGUCCGUUUCGAGGAGUCCACUCCGUACUACGUCAGGUACCCCAGUCGAGGUCUCCAGGUUCCUCCUCCCCCCCUCUUCCUGACUGCCGCUCCCCCUCCUGUUCCCCCGGUACAGCCUCCCCCCCCUGGUCCAGCCCCGUCGGGUGUGUCCCAGGCUACCCCUCCUCCUUCGGUAGCCUCUCCGGUAUAG